Anguilla rostrata (American eel) is the source of this 10481-nucleotide messenger RNA. Its product is annotated as nebulin-like. Gene Ontology annotation, biological process: cardiac muscle thin filament assembly. Gene Ontology annotation, molecular function: actin filament binding. Lineage: Eukaryota; Metazoa; Chordata; Actinopteri; Anguilliformes; Anguillidae. The transcript is spliced from 74 exons. The record is from RefSeq and is a predicted model, not a curated record. The coding region runs from base 806 to 8782 and encodes 2658 amino acids. Gene Ontology annotation, cellular component: Z disc.
UAUUCACUCCUGCGUGCCUUGGCCUCUUCAUGGCCCUUCAUCCCCUCUCUGUCUGCCCCUCCCACAGGCCACCGAGGCCAGCUCAUCCUCAUUAGUAUGUUACGUAACGUUGGUGGGGGUUUAGAUAAAAAUGUGCGCCUGUGCCUUCAAGAGUGGGAUGAAGGUGCUGGGAAGUGGACUGUGGCAAAUUAAAUGAGUUUGUGUGUGUGUCCGUGUAUGUGUUUGUUUGUAUGCCUGUGUGUGUGUGUGUGUGUGUGUGUUUCAGGCGGUGCAUUUGGUCAGCGGAGACACGCAAAAUGCAAAAAGUACACACACAGUAUCUCUUCCUAUUUAGAAUGGUCUCUUCACAUAUGUAUGUUUUUUCACUCCAAGUGUCAGUUCCUCUGCUAAAAGCAGUCUAUGUUGAACAUUUCAUGUCAUUUGAAGUCCAUUUAUCUAUUUAUUUAACACAAGGAACAAAUACAUUUAAAAUAUAUUUAACAGAAUAAAAACCCCUUGAGAUGCACCUUUUUGAAGGGGUUCCUGUAACUGUUCCGCAAUAAGCCAGAACAACUGUCCGGUGGGGCCCUUAAUUUUUUUGGGCCGGUACAUGACUGCGAUGAUAAGUCCUCCUCACCACACCGAGUAUCACGGAGCAACCGUCCCGCCCACGCCAAGGUGAGAAAUAUCAGCUGAACCAGAGUCAUAUCAUGGAUCUGCCCGAAACUGCGCAGUAAUGUGUGAAUCGCUGUUCUCGAGUCUCCUAGUGCGCCCAGAUGACAGGACAUGCCUGAUCCGUGACUUGCUCCAGAUGUGAUGUCGAGGAAUGCUACAGGCACCUCACAGCUGGCUCAGUUUUGCGGUCGCUGGAAUGGACGGCGAUACGGGGGCAGCGGGGCUAGAGGCGGCCGAGGGGCCGGGUGAAGAAACAACUACGCCUCUCGGUAAGCCCAUUGUCCAGGACCCGACAGUGGAAUUCGCCAGGAGGUGCAGUCUGAUAAUAAGUGAUAUCAAAUAUAAAGAAGAGUAUGAAAAGUCGAAGGGCCAGAGCCUCUUUGUCCCUGAGAUUGAGUUCCAGCAUGCCAAGAACCUGGGGGAGUACAUCUCCGAGAUGAAGUACAAGGAGGAAAGCAAGAAGGAGGUAUCCACCUCUCUGUACUCCCAGCUACCUGAAACCCUAGAAACACAGCACGCUAAAGUGGUCUCUCAGUUACAGAGCGAGAUCAAGUACAAGGAAAGCUUGAAAAUGGACAUUUCCAGUUCCCUUUACUCUCAGCUUCCAGAGACGACAGAGACCCAGUUUGUGAAGGAGCUCUCAGACCUGCAGAGUGAGAACAAGUACAAAGAGGAAGGGAAAAAAGAGGUUUCUACUUCCUUGUAUUCUCAACUGCCAGAAACCAAAGAGACUGAGUUUGCCAAAGUGGUGUCAGAACACCAGAGUGAGGCUAAAUACAAGGAGGCCGGAAAGAAGAAUGUGUCCAGCUCUCUGUACUCCAAAAUGCCCGAGACCCUGGAGACACAACAUGCCAAAGAGGCCUCCCAGUUACAGAGCGAGAUCAAAUACAAAGGGGGGAACAAAGGAACUUCAGCUUCUCUUUACUCACAGCUUCCAGAGACAGCUGAGAUUCAGCAUGCUAGAGAGCUCACAGAGAUGUUCAGUGACAACAAAUACAAAGAGAGUGGGAAAAGGAACAUGUCCAACUGCAUUUACUCUCAACUCCCAGAUACCACAGAGAUACAAUUUGUGAAAGCUAUGUCUGAUCUCCACAGUGAGACUAAGUACAAAGAGGCAGGGAAGAAAGAGGUAUCCAGCAGUCUUUAUUCACUGCUACCUGAGACAUUGGAGACCCAGCAUGCUAAGGAAGCCUCCCAGAUCCUGAGUGAGAUCAAGUAUAAAGAAGAUGGAAAGCAGGAGAUUUCCACCAGUCUUUAUUCUCUGCUGCCUGGGACAACAGAGACCGAGUUUGUUAAAGAGCUCUCUGACAUCCAAAGUGAGUACAAGUACAAAGAAGAUGGGAAAAAGAAGAUUUCCACUAGCCUUUACUCACAGCUUCCAGAGACGACUGAGAUGCAGUUUGCCAAACAGAUGUCAGAAAUGCAGAGUGAGGCUAAAUACAGGGAGGCAGGGAAGAAGCAGGUGUCCAGUUCUCUAUACUCCCAGCUCCCAGAGACCCUGGAGACCCAACAUGCCAAGGAAGCCUCCCAGUUACAGAGCGAGAUCAAGUAUAAAGAAGAUGGAAAAAAGAACAUUUCCAGUUCCCUUUAUUCACAACUUCCAGAGACAACACAGAUGCAGUUUGCAAGAGAAAUGACAGAUAUUCAGAGUGAGAAUAAGUACAAAGAAAAUGGGAAAAAGGGUAUAUCAAGGAGCAUUUACUCUCAACUCCCAGAAACUUCUGAGAUGCAGUUUGUUAAAGCUGUGUCAGAGCUCCAGAGUGAGACAAAGUACAAACAGCAAGGCAAAAUGCAGGCGUCCAGUUCUCUGUACUCUCAGCUACCAGAGACCCUGGAGACCCAACACGCCAAGGAGGCUUCCCAGUUACAGAGCGAGGUAAAGUACAAAGAGGGAGGAAAAAAAGACAUUUCCGCCAGUCUUUACUCUCAGCUUCCCGAGACAAUAGAGACUCAGUUUGCCAAGGAGAUCUCAGAUAUCCAGAGUGAGAUCAAGUACAAAGAAGGAUUGAAAGAGAUUUCUACCAGCCUUUACUCUCUGCUUCCAGAGACAGCAGAGACUCAGUUCUCUAAGCAGAUCUCGGAACUGCAGAGUGAGACGAAAUACAAGCAGCAAGGGAAGAAGGAGGGGAGCACCUCUCUGUACUCCCAGCUGCCGGAGACUCUGGAAACACAGCAUGCCAAGGAGGCCUCCCAGUUACAGAGCGAGAUCAAGUACAAAGAAGUUGGGAAAAAGGACAUUUCCAGUUCUCUUUACUCUUCACUUCCAGAGACAUCAGAGAUCCAGUUUGCGAGAGAAAUGACAGAAAUACAGAGCAAGAACAAGUACAAAGAAAAUGGGAAAAGAAAUAUUUCCACAAGCAUUUACUCCCAGCUCCCAGAGACCCCAGAGACCCAAUUUGUCAAAGCGGUUUCAGAGCUCCAGAGUGAGACUAAGUACAAGGAGGCCGGGAAGAAGCAAGUGUCCAACUCUCUGUACUCCCAACUACCAGAAACCCUGGAGACCCAGCAUGCCAAAGAGGCCUCCCAGUUACAGAGUGAGAUAAAAUACAAGGAAAAUGGGAAAAAGGGGAUUUCCAGUUCCCUUUAUUCUCAGCUUCCUGAGACUAUGGAGACUCAGUUGGCCAAAGAACAUUCAGACCUGCAGAGUGAGGUGAAGUAUAAAGGUGGAAAGAAGGAAAUUUGCGCAAGUCUUUAUUCCCAGCUUCCAGAAACAAUGGAGACCCAUUUUGCUAAACAGAUGUCGGAAGUCCAGAGCGAGUUGAAGUACAAAGGAGAUAUCCAUAAGGAACUGGCAAAUUCCUUGUAUGCACUGAUGCCCCAUACAAGGGAGAUGCAGUUUGCUAAGGAAAUGUCGCAGCUUUUGAGUGAGACUAAAUACAAAGAGGUGGGGAAGAAGGAGGCAUCCAUUUCUCUGUACUCUCAGCUGCCAGAGACCCUGGAGACCCAGCAUGCCAAGGAGGCUUCCCAGUUACUGAGCGAGAUAAAGUAUAAAGAAGAGGGGAAAAAGGAGGCUUCAUCUUCUCUUUAUUCCCAGCUUCCAGAAACAGCAGAGAUACAGCUUGCCAGAGAGCUCACAGAGAUACAGAGUGAGAACAAGUACAAAGAACGUGGUAAACAAAAUAUUGCUUCAAGUAUUUAUUCUCAACUCCCAGAAACCACAGAAACCCAGUUUGUGAAAGCUGUGUCAGAACUCCAGAGUGAGACUAAAUACAAGGAGUCAGGGAAGAAGCAGGUGUCCAGUUCUCUGUACUCUCAGCUACCUGAAACCCUGGAGACUCAACAUGCCAAGGAGGCUUCCCAGUUACAGAGCGAAGUGAAAUAUAAGGAGAAAGUGAAGAAGGACACUUCCAGGUCCCUCUACUCUCAGCUUCAUGAGACAGCUGAGAUUCAGUUUAACAAAGAGAUUUCAGAGAUCCAAAGUGAGGUCAAAUACAAAGAGGGUGGAAAGAAAGUGAGCUCAACCAGUCUUUAUUCACAGCUUCCUGAGACAACAGAGAUCCAGUUUGCUAAACAGAUAUCGGAAAUCCAGAGUGAGUUGAAGUACAAAGGAGAUAACCAGAAGGAACUGUCAAAUUCCCUGUAUGCACAGAUGCCCCAUACAAGGGAGAUACAGUUUGCUAAAGAAAUGUCAGAGACAUUGAGUGAGAAUAAGUACAAAGAAGCAGGGAAGAAGCAGGCCUCUACUUCACUGUAUUCUGUGCUGCCAGAGACCAUGGAGACCCAGCACGCCAAAGAGGCCUCCCAAUUACAGAGCGAUAACAAGUAUAAAGAGAGCAGCAGACAGACUCUCUCCAGUAGCCUCUAUUCCCAGCUCCCACAGACUACAGAGAUCCAGUUUGCCUCAGAAAUAUCUGCCAUUCAAAGCGAGAACAGGUACAAAGAAUGUGGGAAGAGGAACAUUUCCAAUAGUAUUUAUUCUCAACUCCCAGAGACCACAGAGACCCAGUUUGUGAAAGCCAUGUCAGAACUCCAGAGUGAGACUAAAUACAAGGAGGCAGGGAAGAAGCAGGCGUCCAGUUCUCUGUACUCUCAGCUACCUGAAACCCUGGAGACUCAACACGCCAAGGAGGCUUCCCAGUUACAGAGCGAAGUGAAAUAUAAGGAGAAAGUGAAGAAGGACACUUCCAGGUCCCUCUACUCUCAGCUUCAGGAAACUUCUGAGAUUCAGUUUAACAAAGAGAUUUCAGAGAUCCAAAGUGAGGUCAAAUACAAGGAGGGUGGAAAGAAAGAGAGCUCAACCAGUCUUUAUUCUCAGCUUCCUGAGACAACAGAGAUCCAGUUUGCUAAACGGAUAUCGGAAAUCCAGAGUGAGUUGAAGUACAAAGGAGAUAACCAGAAGGAACUGUCAAAUUCCCUGUAUGCACAGAUGCCCCAUACAAGGGAGAUACAGUUUGCUAAAGAAAUGUCAGAGACAUUGAGUGAGAAUAAGUACAAAGAAGCAGGGAAGAAGCAGGCCUCUACUUCACUGUAUUCUGUGCUGCCAGAGACCAUGGAGACCCAGCACGCUAAAGAGGCCUCUCAAUUACAGAGCGAGAACAAGUACAGAGAGAGUAGCAGACAGACUCUCUCCAGUAGCCUCUAUUCCCAGCUCCCACAGACUACAGAGAUCCAGUUUGCCACAGAGAUAUCUGGCAUUCAAAGCGAGAAUAGGUACAAAGAACGUGGGAAGAGGGACAUUUCCAAUAGUCUUUAUUCACAACUCCCAGAAACCACAGAGACGCAGUUUGCCAAAGCUGUGUCUGAACUCCAGAGUGAGACCAAGUACAAGCAACAAGGGAAGAACGGAGUGUGCGCUACUCUGUACUCUCAGCUACCUGAAACCCUGGAGACCCGACACGCCAAGGAGGUCUCCCAGUUACUGAGCGAGAUCAAAUACAAGGUAGAGGGAAAAAAAGAGGUUUCUUCUUGCUUAUAUUCUCGAAUGCCAGAGACCGCCGAGAUCCAGUUUGCCAAAGCAGUGUCGGAACUCCAGAGUGAGAAUAAAUACAAGCAGAAAGGUAAAGAGGAGAUUUCCAACAGCAUUUUCUCUCAACUUCCAGAGACGACUGAGACCCAGUUUGCUAAACAAAUGUCGGAAAUGCAGAGUGAGCAAAAGUACAAAGGAGAAACCCGGAAGGAACUGUCAAAUUGCUUGUAUGCACAGAUGCCCAACACAGUUGAAACCCAGUUUGUUAAAGAACUGUCGCAGUCUCUGAGUGAGAGUAAGUACAAAGAAGCUGGGAAAAGGGAGUUUGCCAACUCCCUGUAUGCCCAGAUGGCACAAACAAGUGAAACCCAGCAUGCUAAAGAGGUGUCCCUGCUUGUCAGCGAGAGAAGUUACAAAGAAGAGGGUAAGAAGAACUCUGCCACCUGUCUGUAUGCCCAGAUGCCCCAGACCAUUGAAACGGUGUUUGCCAAAGAAGUGGGAAAGCACCAGAGUGAUAAACUGUACAAAGAGAAGUUCAAUGCAGAAAAGGGAAAGUCGAGCUACACGAACAUGAAGACCCUACCUGAUGUCGCCCACGCCAUGGAAGUUAACAAAAAACAGAGCGAGGUUGCCUACAGAAAAGGGAAGGAGGAACUUCACAAGUUCACUGAGGUGGCAGACAGACUAGACAUCCUCAGCGCCAGGCAGACCAGCAGGCUAGUCAGCGAUGUUGCCUAUAAGAGUAAAACCAAGACUGAUGUCUACAACGAGCAAUCUGUCCUUGGACGGUCUGACAUUGAGCAUGCCAAAGAGGCCUCCAAAUUGGCUAGUCAGGUGAAGUACAAGGAAAAGUUUGAGGACCAGAAAGGGCAGAAGCCCCAGUACAACCCAGUGGAGUGUUUGUCCUUUAAACACACCCAGGCUGCCUCUGUUCUUGCCAGUCAGGUGAAGUACAAGAGUGACCUACAGCAGAUACAUGAGCCUUCCACUGACCUGCCGAAUCUGCUGCUCCUGGAACACGUGUUGCAAGCCAGCAAGCUGCAGAGCAAUCUGGAAUACAGGAAGAAAUAUGAGCAGUCUAAGGGCCAGUACCACUUUGCCUUGAACACGGCUGAACAGCUCCACCACAGGGAGAACGCGGUACUGCACAGCCAGGUGAAAUACAAGGAGAAGUAUGAGAAGUCCAAAGGCAAGUCACAGCUGGAGUUCAUGGAUACUCAGUCCUACAAAGUGUCCAAAGAAGCUCAGAAAAUGCAGAGUGAGAGGGAAUACCGGAAGGAGUAUGAUGACAACAUCCGGGGAAAGGCUCUGAUGGAGCUGGAUAUGACCCCUGGGUACUUGCAUGCUCGCCAUGCUAGCAGCCUCCUGAAUGAGAAGGAGUACAGGAAGGAUCUUGAGACAGAGAUCCGUGGGAAGGGCAUGGAGGUCAGUGCAGAGCUGCCAGAGAUCCAGAGGGCCAAGAGGGCCUCCCAGAUGGCCAGCCAGAAAGAGUACCGUAAGGACUUGGAAACAGAGAUUGUAGGGAAGGGCAUGGAGGUGAGUGCGGAUGUACUGGAGAUACAGAGAGCCAAGAAAGCCUCGGAGAUCACUAGCCAGACCUCCUAUAAACAGCUGUCUCAGCUGAGGGAGAAUUCAUACGGCACAGUUACGGACACUCCAGAGCUCCUCCAUGCCGCCUACCUAAAGGACGUAUAUAGCCAGAAAAAGUACAAGGACGAAGCGGAGAAGCUAAAGGGCUCGUACGCAGUGAUGUCAGACACUCCAGAGAUGGAGAGAGUGAGGAACAGCCAGAGGAACAUCAGCUCGUUGCGAUACUCAUGGGACUCAAAGCUGCUCAGGAGCUUGAUGUCAUCAGUCACUGAAACUCCUGAAAUCAUCCUCGCCAGGGAGAACUCUAAGAAAAUCAGCAAUGUGCAGUACAGGGAAGAGGUGGGCACAGGGACUGCCGUGAAGGACACCUUUGAGAUGGAGAGGGUCCGGAGGAACCAGGAGAACAUCAGCACCGUGCAGUACAGGAAAGAGGUGGGCACAGGGACUGCCGUGAAGGACACCCCUGAGAUGGAGAGGGUCCGGAGGAACCAGGAGAACAUCAGCACAGUGCAGUACAGGAAAGAGGUGGGCACAGGGACUGCUGUGAAGGACACCCCUGAGAUGGAGAGGGUCCGGAGGAACCAGGAGAACAUCAGCACAGUGCAGUACAGGAAAGAGAUGGGCACAGGGACUGCUGUGAAGGAUACCCCUGAGAUGGAGAGGGUCCGGAGGAACCAGGAGAACAUCAGCACAGUGAAAUAUAAGAAACAGCUGGGCCAAGCCACUCCUGUAGGAGUGACUCCAGAGAUGGAGAGAGUUCGUCAGAACCAGGAGAACAUCAGCUCGUCCUCCGUCAGCUCAAGUGCAUCAACGUCACUGGUGAAGUACCAGCGGGGGUUGCAGGCGAUGAAGGGGCGGGCUUGCUCGGCGGUGGACACGCCCGAGCUGAGGCGUGUUAGGAAGUCGCAGAGCAGCAUCUCCAUGGCGAAAUACCAUGAAGACUUUGAGCGGACGAAGGGCCGAGGGUUCACCCCGGUGGUGGACGACCCGAACUUGGAGCGAGUCCGCCGGAACAACCGGGUGAUAAGCGACGCGGCGUACAAGGGGGUGCACCCGCAAGUGGUGGAGAUGGACCGCAGGCCAGGCAUCAUCGUCGACCUGAAGGUGUGGCGUACUGACCCAGGCUCCAUCUUUGACUUUGACCCUGUGGAGGAUAACAUUCAGUCUAAAAGUCUGCAAAAAAUGUCGGAGCGUGCAAACCGCCUUAGCCGCCAGCAGUCUCAGCAGUCUCUGCAUUCCCAGACCCAGUCAGUGAGCUCCCUGGGGUCUGAGCUGUGGGACAAGAGUCUGUCUGUCUACAGCAGCAGCUCUGCACAGCAGUCACAGGACAGAGCCCCCGUCCUGCCUGGAGCGUACCAACAGAGCGGGCACCAGCAGGGGUAUGGCUACAUGCACCAGACCAGCAUGUCGUCUGUGAGAUCUGUGCAGUCGCCCCCUCAUUCCACCACCAUGCAAAGAGUAUACCGGGCACUGUACGACUACGCGGCGCAGGACCACGACGAGGUGUCCUUCCGGGACGGUGACGUCAUCAUCAACGCGCAGCCCAUCGACGAGGGCUGGAUGUUCGGAACGGUGCAGAGGACGGGAAAAUCCGGCAUGCUCCCCGCCAACUAUGUGGAGUGUUUAAACUAACUGUAAUGCCUGCGCCUUACGCUACGGGCACCCCAGCCCCAGUCCUGGAGGGCAUAUAGCAGGGUCUCUUUGAGUCACUACAUCUCGGCACCAGGAAGCGUAGUUCAGUUUGCGCCCUGUGGACACAGCGAUUUAGGGCUAACAAUCCUGGUUCUUCAGAGCCACAAUGGCCUAUGUCAACAAUGGACUAUGUCUUCAAUGAUCUUUGAGAAUUGAAAACAUUGUCAUGCAUAUUAAUUAUUACAGAAAGUUAUUCCUCCAAUGAAGCACAUGCAGUAUUUUCCUGAUAUUAAAAAGAGGAGAGAUUUGUGGCUUUGCUGGACCAGGGUUGGUCAGCCUGGAUAAAAGCUUGUAGAUACUACAAUCCUUCAUAAGUAGAGCUGGGAGAGUGUUUUCCCCUAUUUUAUUUUACUACCUUUUUCAUUUAGAAUUUAACUAACCUUUUAUUUUAUUUUUUUUAAGUGAUAGAAGCAUUGAGGAGAAUGACCUUUCAGUACUAAAAAUAAUAUAGUACUGUUGUCUUAUCUCUAUAACGCACUGCUUCAUGUUGCAUUUAGCACAACUGAUCUGACACUUUUUUUUGGUAGAUCUGCAACAUACAAGUAAUGCUGGUAGGCCUGGUAGUUAACAUAACUUCUUGCUGUGGGUUUAUUUGAGGCCUGUAUUACAGUUUCUGGUAUGCAAAAUGUUGGGGUUUAAUAGACACAAAUGUAUAUUUUGUCUUUAAAAUCAUAUAGAUAAGGGGUCACUGGUGAGACUAAAACUAAAAAAGACUUUCAAUUAGCAUUAAGCUACAAAUAUAAUAUAAUUUCUUUUUCGAAUGGUAAGUUAUGGGGUGUCAUGCUUUAUUUAUUCAGUACAAUAACUCGGGUUUACGCUUUGAUUUUGGGAUAGAAAUAUUGUAUGAACCUGAAAGGAUGCAAAACAGCCUCAAAUAUAUGGCAGAAAUGCUUGCCUUAAUCGAGGUUGCUGAGCAUUCUCGUGGAUCUCUGCCUGCACGACAUAGAAAUGCUAACGUAACAAAAUGUUGAAAAAAAAAGCUGAAAUAGUAAGUGAAUUCUGAAUUUAACAGAGGAUAACACCCCUUAAGUGCUGGGCAUGUACGCAACAUGGCAGCGCAAAACACGACUGCGGGUGCUGUAAGCUAAGCACUCACUGAAAACUUCAUCAACCUAUAUAAUUUAUAAGUUGGACUUUAUGUUUUGUAGCUUAUACAAGGUUGGGCUCUGCUUGUUAUAAUUUUUUUUUAAAUGUACUUUGACAGAAUUUUCACCAUCAAAAUCACGUGUGCACUUACAUAUGUUAUCUCGAUUGCCGGAUUGUUUCUUCUCUUGCUUCAUAGCCCCUUUACGCAUUUUCCCAGUACACAAUACUUUCAUUUUAGGGUUAAAUUAAAAUGGAUAGUUUAAACAGAGACGAAUAUUUAUUUGUUCUGAGAAUAACGAAAAAAUCAGAAACGGUGAUGUUUCGUUUAUACGAACCUUUUUGUCUUGACAUUCUGCUCUUCCUAGUAGAGAUGAAAAGAACAAGUAUUUUUUCCCCCCAGUGUUUAAGCAUCGUCACUGAUUUUUUUUGUUUAAGCUGAUAUAAUAGAUGAAUCUCAAAUGUCGUCACCUCUUGUUUUGUAAGCAGUUUAGUUUUGUUUCGUUAUUAAUUGCAGUGUGUCCCGUGAGAAAAUAAACAGCUUUGUCAAACCAGA